Oryzias melastigma (Indian medaka) is the source of this 3767-nucleotide messenger RNA. RefSeq names its product inverted formin-2. Lineage: Eukaryota; Metazoa; Chordata; Actinopteri; Beloniformes; Adrianichthyidae. The transcript has 23 exons. The record is from RefSeq and is a predicted model, not a curated record. The coding region runs from base 518 to 3562 and encodes 1014 amino acids. Gene Ontology annotation, biological process: actin cytoskeleton organization. Gene Ontology annotation, molecular function: small GTPase binding; actin binding.
GCAGACCCGGACAGCUGCAGCUCAGAACUUCAUCAGAGAGCGUGGCCGUGAAAAUGUUGAUGAUCUCUGCGCUGGUGGAAGCCCCACCAGGAGGAGGCACCUCCAUGUAUUAUGAAUCUCUUAUGCAUGUGAAUAACAGCUGUGGUUUAGCUCCGCCCCCUGCUUGACAACAUGCACGGAGAGCCAAAGUGAGAGCCAAUCUUCGGAACUGAGCUCUGUACAAGCCGGUCCAAACGUGGCUCCAGCUGCUCCGCGGGACUUCCCCCACAUUACCUCCGGAAACGCACCUUUGACAACUUUACGUGGCCGUGGGGGCGUGGCCCGACCCACCUUUGCUUGACACCGCCCUCUAAACUCGCUCGCUGAUGCUGAUCGGUCUGAUCGGAACCACGUAAAGGUACGCGGUCAGAGCGCGCAGGGACGCGUCAUCGUCGGUACAAACUGUCACAAAAGUUUAGACCUGCAGCUUGGAGCCGUGGACCCCCACCCACCGACCCCCCACCUUCAGCUGGCCAUCAUGGCUUCUAAAACAAAAUGGGAGAUGUUGAAAGACUGCGUGACCAAAAGCCCUCCCUCCGACCCAGAUGCCAAGCUGGAGGCGAACAUGGAGAACGCUGACCCUGAGCUGUGCAUCCGCCUGCUGCAGGUUCCUACAGAGGUGAACUACUCAGGUUUGAGGCGGCGCCUUGAGUCCAGCAACGAGUCUUGGAUGAUUCAGUUCCUGGAAAUGCAUGGUCUGGAUCUUCUGAUGGAGGCGCUGGAGCACCUGUCAGGCCGUGGCUGUGCCCGUAUGUCUGACGCUCUGCUGCAGCUCACCUGUGUGGGCUGUGUUCGUGCCAUCAUGAACUCCUCCCCAGGGGUUCACUUCAUCCUGGACAACCAGAUGUAUGUCAGGAACCUGAUUCAAGCUCUGGACACAUCUAACCUGAUGGUGAAGAUGCAGGUGUUUGAGCUGCUGGCAGCGCUCGCCCUCUUUGACCCUCAGGGACGUUACCUGACUCUGGACGCCUUCAACCACUACAAGAGCCUGAAGAAGCAGCAGUACCGCUUCAGCGUGAUCGUGAAUGAGCUUCAGGCCACCGACAACGCGCCGUACAUGGUGACGCUGAUGGGUGUGGUCAACGUGCUGCUCCUGGAACAGGAGGAUCUGCGCAGCAGGAACAGACUGCGGCAAGAAUUCAUCGGCCUGCAGCUGUUGGAUCUGCUCCCCAGAAUGAGGGAGACGGAGGACGUGGAUCUGAACAUCCAAUGUGAUGCUUUUGAGGAUUCCAUGGCGGAGGAUGAGGAGGAGAUGGAAAGGCUGUAUGGAGGGAUUGACAUGAGCAGUCACGAGGAAGUCUUCACCUCACUUUUUGCUAAGGUGUCCACCAGUCCGUCUGCUGUCCACCUGCUGUCCAUCCUUCAGGCGCUGCUGCUGGUGGAUCCCAACAGAUCCGACAUCUGGUCGGCCCUGGAGGAUCUGGCUGGACGGGCCACACUGCUGACUGAGGAGUGUGAGUCUGCAGCCUCCAUCCUGGAGAGGCUCCUCCCUCAAAAGCCCUCAGCCAAUCACAGGGUCCAAACAGUUGACAGGGCAAUUCAGACUCAGCUGCAGGGGCCCCUCACUACUGCAGCCCCCCCACCACCCCCCACUCCUCGUGUGGCUCCAGUUUUUGGCAGCUCGCCGUACUCCCCCACCUCUCACACGAGCCCCGUCCCCUGCCCCUCCUUAAGAAUGAAGAAGCUGAACUGGCAGAAACUCCCGCCCAGGGUGGUGACAGAUCAUCAGUCUUUGUGGACGUUGGAUCCUUCAGAGUCCGUGGAACCAGAUUACUGCAGCAUUGAGCAACUUUUCAGCUUCCCACCCACUGAGACCAAAACCAGAACCAAAACCAAGACUGAGCCCAAAGAGAUUUCCUUCAUCGAUGCCAAGAAAAGCCUGAGCCUCAACAUCUUUCUCAAGCAGUUCAAAUGCUCCCAUGAAGACUUUGUGUCCAUGAUCCGCAGAGGAGACAGAUCCAAGUUUGAUGUGGAGGUCCUGAAACAGCUGAUAAAACUGCUUCCGGAAAAACAUGAGGUAGAAAACCUGAAGUCUCACCAGGCGGACAAGGACCGGAUGGCAGCUGUGGACCAGUUUUACCUGCAGCUGCUGGAAGUCCCCAGUUACACUCUCAGGAUCAGAUGCAUGCUGCUGUGUGAGGAAAGUGGCUCUGUGCUGGAAACCCUGAGACCCAAAGCUGAACUGCUGGACCGAGCCUGCAAGAGUGUGAGGGACAGCACCCGGCUGCCCAGCUUCUGCAAGCUCAUCCUCAGUGUUGGAAACUUUCUGAACUAUGGAACUCACACUGGGAAUGCCGAGGGUUUUAAGAUCAGCACUCUGCUAAAACUGACAGAAACCAAAGCCAGUCAGUCCAGGAUCACGCUUCUGCACCACAUCCUGGAGGAGGUGGAAAAAGACCAUCCCGACCUGCUGCACCUGCCUGAAGACCUGGAGCUCUGUGAAAAGGCUGCUGGAGCAAACGCAGAGGCAAUCGAGGCUGAAGCAAACAACCUGAUGACACGGCUGAAAAACGCUCAGAACGAAGUGUCUUCUUCCUCUGAAGAUAUAAAGGAGCAGUACUUGUCCAUUAUCCAGGACAGUCUGGGGGCGUGGCAGCAGCUUCAGCAGGUGGUGUGCUCAAUAGAGGGCAGGAAGCACGACCUGGCUGACUACCUGUGCGAGGACAGCAGCAAGUUUUCCUUGGAUGAGCUCUUCAGCACCAUUAGGACCUUCAGGAGUCAGUUCAUCCAAGCCAUAAAGGAUAACGAAAAUCGAAGAGAGCAGGAGAAGAAGAGGAAGAAACGAGAAGAGAAACUCAGAGGAGACCCCUCCAGCCAGAUCGUUAGGAGAAAUGUGAACCAGCAGGACGAAGGCUGCAUUGUUGAUAACCUGCUGGCUGAGAUCAGGAAAGGUUACAGUCUGAAGAAGACCAGAUCUGGAAGCAGAAGACACAGCAGAUUCCGAGGACGUCAGACCGUAAGGAGGAUGACAGAAGUGGACCACAAGGAUCCCAUCAUGGAGUCUUGUGAGUCCGAACAGACUCUUCAGGUCUCCACAGAUCCAGAGCCAAGAUCACCUGAACCCAGCAAAGAUCUGGACCAGUCUGACAUCUCCACUCAACCUCAGACGCCCUCAGAGAAGUUCCUGGUUUCCACAGAUUCAGAACUCCAGAACUACAGAGACCCUUCAGGUGUGGAGAGUUUGUGUGAAUCUUUCACUACUGCUGCUGCUGACACAGAGGAGGACCAGAGUGCAGCGACAGCCCAGGUCUCCCAGGAUCCUUUGGGCUCUGACACUGCGACUAGAAGUCCUGCUGUACAGGAGGGAGUCCAGCUCAACACCGAGGAAGGAAUCCAAAAACAACACCUGGACUCUGCAGAGGCAGCAGAGGAGUUUGACUACGAGCUGGUCACCUCAUUAGAUGUGCUAAACACCGGAGAGGACCAGACCUCCAGUCCGGGAUGUUCAAAGACAGUCGGAGCCCACUCAGGAGCGAAGGCUCGUGGCAAGCGUUCCAAAAGGAAGACCUGCGUUCUUCAGUGAUGGGAGUCAACACUGCGGAACGACUGUGUCUGCACAGGAGACAUCAGCGUUUCAUGGUGACUGAACUCAGCAUGGAGCCAUCCUCUUUCUGUCCUCUCAGCUGAUGUGGCGUUUCUGAGGACUUUUCUUCUUUAACUGGAGUUUGUCUUAAAACCUGUGAAAAGUUCUGGCAUAUAUAUUUAUAUUAAAGACAUCAACAAAGGAA